This is a messenger RNA of Tauraco erythrolophus (red-crested turaco), 1614 nucleotides long. NCBI's taxonomy places the organism in Eukaryota, Metazoa, Chordata, Aves, Musophagiformes, Musophagidae. The record is from RefSeq and is a predicted model, not a curated record.
AUGCAGCUGGACUCAGACUUGCUGUCCCUGUCCCCCUCCAGCCUGGACAGCAGCAGCAGCUGGAGAGCCAGUGGCCCAGAGGAAGAGACUCCCCACCUCUGCCAGCAAAGGGAGCUCCCUCCAAGGCUCAGCCCUGUCCCAGCCAUCCCCACAACCAAUGGGAAGGCCCAAGGGCCUUUGCUGGAAGCAGGUGAUGUAUCUGCAGGUACAACCCAGCAGGUGACCUCAGCCAGGACCAAGGGUGACAGCAAGACCUGGCUGAACAAACUGCACUAUUUCAGGAGAAGCGGAGUCCAGCACCUCUUCCUCCAAGGCAUAGCACCCAACAGGGAAACACAGCAGCAGAAACCUGAGCUCAUCCCCAGCGGGAAGCUGAGCAUGGUGCACACCACUAUGGAGGAGAACUUCCUGGAGGGCACCUUGCAUUUCCUGAGCGAGUUCGUCUCCUGCCGGCACUGUCCCCCGAAAGAAAUCGUCUCCCACCUGAUCAGACAGAUCCUGUUGAACCCCCACCAAAGGGAGAACCUGAAGGACACCUAUAUGCUGCUGAUGAAGAUCCAAAUGCUCCAUCCAGCCAACGCUGCCACAGUGGGAUGGGACUGGACGCUGCUGAAAUACAUCAUGGAGGACCAGGUACUUGGCAUCACGUGUGUCACAUCGGGCACAUCGGGAUCAUCCAGUACAUGGUGCCUGAGGGAGAAGCCCCCUGGCCGGCUCCUCUUCCUGCAGUACGUGGUACAGACCCUGGAGGAUGACUUCCAGAAGAACCUGAGGCUGCGCAUGCUGCACGACUCAAUUGCCAAGAAAGUGCUUUCGUGUGACAUAUGCUUCAACAAUGUCAAAGAGGUGGUUGAAUGGUUGGUCGCAGCAGUUACAGGAGUUGGGUUCUCCCAGCGCCAGGAGCAGCCGCAAGAGAUUACAUCCUCUUCAGCAGAAGCAAAGGCCAAACACAGCUCAUCAGCACCACGGCUGGCCAGCACUGACCGGGCAGAGGAGGCUCCACCAGCUUUCUUCGCCCAGAAGGUGACGCUCCUGCUCCAGCGGAUGUUGUCCAUCGCAGUGGAAGUGGACAGAUCUCCCAACUGCAGCUCCUGUAAGAUCGCAGAUGUGAUAUUCCCAUUUAUACUGAAUAUCCCCCUAAGGAGCCAAAGGGAAGCUUUCUUAAACACUAUGGAGAGCCAGCUCCUGCGCUGCAAACUGCUAGAGCUGUUGUUCCAGCAUAGUUGCAACAUGCCCACGACCUUGCCCUUGUCUCUGGCCAAGAUCCUGCAUUUCCUGAGCCACUCCUCCAUGCUGCUGCAAUACCAGAAUGAAACAGCAACAUGGCAAAGAUGGGAUGAGAUGCUGCAGUAUUUGAGUUUGCUGCUGAUGAGUUACCAAAACGUACUACUGGAACACUUACGGCGCUCACUCAAUGACCGGAUGGACUUGAUCAUUCAGAAAGCCAAGCCCAAGCUCCAGGAUGGUGAUGACAUCAGCCAUCUGGACAUUCAGCUGAAGAUAGAGGACUUCAUCAGCCGAAUGCAGGAGGUCCUUGGGCAGCCUUUUCCCCUGCAGAUCAUGGAGAAAUUGUGCAUGCUUCGGGAGUUGUUCCUCAUUAUCACUACUACUUGA